AUGUUUAGCAAAGAUUCAUCGCCGUCUUUCAAAAUUGAUGCGGUAAAUCGCCAAUUUUUACUUGAUGGCGACCCAUUUCGCUACAUAGCCGGCGAGAUUCACUAUUUUCGGAUUCCACACCAAAAAUGGGAUGAUCGAUUGAAACGAGUUCGAUCCUUGGGCUUGAAUGCGAUCACUGUUCCCGUUCCAUGGAAUCUUCAUCAAUUUGAAGAAGACCUGUCGCCAAAAUUCACCGGAAAUCUCGAUCUCAUCAAAUUCAUCAACACGGCCAAUGAAAAUGGCCUCUACACAAUUCUGAGAAUUGGUCCAUAUAUAUCUGCUGAAUGGGAUAAUGGUGGACUACCAUGGUGGCUGCUUCGUCGAGAUAGAAGUGACUCAAUGGUGGAUUUGCUGCCGAAGAUGUUUCCGCUCAUGAGAAGGAACGGCGGUCCAAUAUUGAUGGUUCAAAUUGAGCACAUGUACGGAGACACAGGGUUAUGCGAUCAGUCAUAUCUCCUCUCACUUGUCAACUAUGCACGGGAGCACCUUGGCAACGACGCUGUCUUAUUUACAGUUGACAAACCAAUCGCGCCUAACUUCCAAUGUGGAAUGAUUCCGGGGAUUUUCCCGACUAUUGAGCUCCGUCCAAUAAGUGUGGAAAAUACAAAGUCCGCUUUCAAUUAUCAGCAAAAUUACGCAAAGGGACCUCCCGUGGCAUCGCAGUAUGUCGUAACGACGACUCGUUAUUGGGGAAAAAAUGUUAGUCGAGAAUAUUCGGACGAUGACAUUAUCCAGAAUGCGAAUUUGGCUUAUUCGCUGAACGCCAGCAUUUCGUUUAGUUUGAUUCAUGGCGGUACCAAUUUUGGUUAUUGGAAUGGCGCAGAAAAUCAAUAUCCUGUAUCAACUUCUCACGAUUCAUUUGCACCGAUUGCUGAAUCUGGCGACUCGACACUUCUUAUGAUUGCAAUAAGGAAUUGGGUGAAUAACCUUAUUGAUUGGACAACAAGGCCAACCAAAAUCCCAUCAAAUUUGCCAAAGACGGCGUAUCAAGAUGUGAAACUUUCGACAUUUAACUCGAUUCCCGGAUUCAUUGUUGGCACACUUCCCGAAUGCUGGAAAAGCAAAGAAAUUCCUGAAACUUUUGAGCACAUUCGACAUGGAUAUGGAUUUGCUUAUUACAACACGACAAUUUUUGAAUGCGGCAAUCUCUACAUUCCAAGCUUCGAAGAUGACGCUUACUUCUACUUGAAUGGUGUUUUCAUUGGAGCUCUUUACAAAUCAUUUGCAAACUCUCAUAACAACACUAUCGAAAUUGUUGGAUGCCUUCCCGAAAUUAACACAUUGGAAAUAGUCGUCGAGAACACUGGAAGGAUUCAUGGAUAUCCGUCAAGAAUGUCGAAGGGCAUUCAAUCAGGGGUAUACAUGUUCAAUAUAACCCUAACAACAUGGUUUAACUGUCAUGUUCCUAUUGAAACUUAUAUGUUGCCCCAUUCUCAACCAAACGAGAUUCAUUUCGAAAAAUUCGCGUCAGGAGAUAAUACUCCUAGGCAACCAGCCGUAUAUAUUGGAACACUUCACAUCAAAGAGCAACCCACUGACACAUUUUUGGACACGAGGGGAUGGGGAAAGGGAAUUGUGACCAUAAAUCAAUAUAAUAUUGGAAGGUAUUGGUCGAAAGUUGGACCACAGCAAACAUUAUACAUUCCGUCGGAAUUUCUCAAAAAAGGCUCAAAUAUGAUAAUGUUCUAUGAUUUCGAGGGUCCAACGACAGCGUGCACGGUUUCGUCAUGUGUGGCAAAAUUCACGAAUCGCCCGAUUCUCGAUUAA
Messenger RNA from Caenorhabditis bovis, 1806 nucleotides. NCBI's taxonomy places the organism in Eukaryota, Metazoa, Nematoda, Chromadorea, Rhabditida, Rhabditidae. The record is from the annotation of a GenBank genome assembly.